GUCCAGCCAAGGCCGAGACAUGCCCUUGGCCCACACACCUUCUUUUGCCACUGUGUCCAUCAGUCAGACGCAAGGGGACCGCGGUUGAAGGUCGCCUGCUUCCGUGAAUGCAUGACGCGGCGGACAGCUCGCCGGCCGGGAUGGAGGAAGACGGCAUCAUCGAGCCGCUCGGAGAUGAGGAUGUGCCCGAGCGGGCGCGCGAGGUCACCUCUGACUACGACCCAGCCGAGGAGGAAACCACAUUUGGCUCUCUGACAUCGAGUGUUAGCGGCCAUGUGUGGGAGUAUGGAAGACGCUAUCACGCCUUCCGGUACGGGAGAUACCCCGUGCCGAAUGACGAGGAGGAGUACAAGAGGGAGUCGCUACGGCAUACGAUGCUGAAGGACCUUCUCGGUGGGAAGUUGUACCUGGCACCGAUCGGUAACAGCCCGCAGAAGAUCAUCGACCUAGGCACCGGCUUUGGAGAGUGGGCCAUCGAGGUUGGCGAGACCUUCCCCAGCGCCAAGGUCACGGGCGUGGAUCUGAGCCCCAUCCAGCCGCACUGGAUCCCGCCCAAUGUCGAGUUUAUCGUCGACGACAUCGAGGACGAGUGGGUUCACGAGAGAGACUAUGAUUUCAUUCACUUCCGCUUCGUCAACACACUGCUCAAGGACAACACCGGGCUCUUCCGGAAGGUCUUCCAAAACCUCAAGCCGGGCGGCUGGGUCGAAGUGCAGGAUAUACUGCCGUAUGUGUCGUCAGACGACGAUACGAUUCCGCCGAACUACCCCGUUAUCAAGUUCAUCGCCAUGUUCAAGCCCGUGCUGCGGAACAAGUACGGAUUCGACAUCAACGUCCUCGAGCGUCUCCCCUCACUGCUGGAGAGCCUGGGUUUUGUCAACGUAGAACGGAAAGUGUUCCACAUGCCGCUGGGCGAAUGGGCGCGCGACCCGCAUCUGCGGCUGCUUGGCGGCUACUUCCGCGAGAUCCUCAUGGACUUUUUCGGUGCCAUGGCCGCGCGCCCGCUCGUCGAAGCGGGCUACGAGAAGGAAGAGAUCGGGAGCGUGCUGAGGGACGUCAAGGCUGCCGUGAGCAACAGGCGGAUCCACGCCUAUAUGCCGAUCCAUUUUGUCUGGGCCCAAAAGCCGGCCGCUUGAGUUAGAGCGUUCGCUCUCUC
Thermothielavioides terrestris NRRL 8126 is the source of this 1156-nucleotide messenger RNA. RefSeq lists its product as uncharacterized. Gene Ontology annotation, molecular function: methyltransferase activity. The coding region runs from base 141 to 1136 and encodes 331 amino acids. The transcript is spliced from 4 exons. The record is from RefSeq and is a predicted model, not a curated record. NCBI's taxonomy places the organism in Eukaryota, Fungi, Ascomycota, Sordariomycetes, Sordariales, Chaetomiaceae.